Messenger RNA from Chrysochloris asiatica (Cape golden mole), 528 nucleotides. RefSeq names its product transmembrane protein 238 (gene TMEM238). The transcript has a single exon. The record is from RefSeq and is a predicted model, not a curated record. The coding region runs from base 1 to 528 and encodes 175 amino acids. NCBI's taxonomy places the organism in Eukaryota, Metazoa, Chordata, Mammalia, Afrosoricida, Chrysochloridae.
AUGGCGGCGGUAGCGGCGACCUGCACCUUGCCUGGACCCCCAUCCGUAGCCCCGUCCCCGCCAAUGGCCGCCCCGGCGCCCGCGCCCGCGUCCGGCCUGGGCCGGUGCCGGAUGGCGCUGCUGCUGGCGGUGGCGCUGGACGUGGCGGGCAUGGCGGCACUGCUGACCGGCGUGUUCGCGCAGCUGCAAGUACGCGGCCGCGACUUCGGCGACCUGCUCAUCUACUCGGGCGCGCUGCUCGUCUUCCUGAGCCUGCUGGGCUGGAUCCUUUGGUACACCGGCAACAUCGAGAUCUCCCGCCAGGAGCUCGAGCGCGACUAUGGCCUGCGGCCCUCCGCGCUCGCCCGCCUAGCGCGCAAGAUCUCCCGCCGCUGGUCGGCGCCGGCCUCUUCAGUCACCCGAGGGACCCGGGGAGCGCGCCGCACUGCCCACACGCCCCCGCAGGCCGCCACCGGCUCCCGCCGUGUGCGCCUGCAGCUUGCCACGCUGGAGGCUGGGCAUGGCGCGGCGGGCGCGAACCCCGAGUGA